Molecule: messenger RNA, 3340 nt
Organism: Megachile rotundata (alfalfa leafcutting bee)
Lineage: Eukaryota; Metazoa; Arthropoda; Insecta; Hymenoptera; Megachilidae
Product: unc-112-related protein
Biological process (GO): cell-matrix adhesion; integrin-mediated signaling pathway
Cellular component (GO): cell-substrate junction
Molecular function (GO): integrin binding
Source: RefSeq, a predicted model, not a curated record
CGAGCCGAGAGUGUACGGCCGACACCAGUCGAGAAACCAGCUGGGACUGGGGGGCUGACGACUGGAGCGCCUCUAUACAGUAUUCGGGACGAAUUCGUGCGACUCCGAAUCGAGGCAGCCAGUGUAUCGCAAGUGCGCUCACUUGGAAGACCCGUGUUGCUCCGGGAAUCCCGAAAUCUGCUCGAGUGGUAGACGUGCGCGGUUAUUUAUCUCUUAUCGAACGGGGAUCAAGUGCAUUCGUGGCGGUGUCAAGUGCCGCGCAAGAAAUCAUGAUUUCUGCACGCUGAAAAACGAUCGUCGCAUCGAGCUCGAGUGUCCGGGGACCCGAAGGUGUACACGCGGCAGUUUCGUUUUUUCGUUUUGUUGCUUUUCAACGCUCGAUCGGCAAACAUGUAUUCGGACGGUCACGAGGUGGACGGUAGUUGGGUGUUGCGUGUCUACGUGACGGAUCUUCAGGUAGAGAGGAGCUUGCGAGUAAAAGGAGAAUUGCACAUCGGCGGUGUCAUGCUACGACUGGUCGAGGAUCUCGACAUCGCCAUGGACUGGUCAGACCACGCGUUAUGGUGGCCCGAGAGGAAUCACUGGCUCACCAGAACGAGGAGCACUCUCGAUCAGUACGGCGUGGCCGCGGAUGCUCUUCUUCACUUCACGCCAAUGCACAAAACCCUGAGGGUACAGCUGCCGGAUAUGCGUUGUCUCGACUGCAAGGUCGACUUCUCCGUGAAAACGUUCAACGCCGUGAUCAAUCUCUGCAAAGAAGUAGGUAUCAGACAUCCUGAGGAGCUGUCGUUCUGCAAGCCCCUCGAGCCAAACCACCUGAAAUACAAUUUGAAGGAUCUGCCCGCGAAGAAGAAGAUCGAACACCAGAAAAAUGGCCACUGGAACGUGCCGGCGGACACGAAUACCUUCAUUCCGGUCAGCCAGAGUCCCAGGGGAUCGACGGGUAGCUUGGACCAAAGUAGCCCUUUCAUGUGCGCUCCAGUCACACCCAAUAACAGAAAUCACAGCACUCCGAUCAGUUCUCCAGUCUCGCAAACCGGUACGUGGAAGAGGAACAACAAUUCGUCUGGUUUUGGUAGCACAGGCUCGUUCAACGCGAACAACAGCACCAUGAGUCUGGAGGCGUUGAACGGGGGUCUGUCAGAGUCCCUGGCACAGAGUCCGACCACCGUCUCGCCCGAAGUGCGGGCUAAAUUGGUCAGGCCGAAGAAUCUCGUGGAACGAGCCAGGAUGAACGUCGCCUGGCUCGAUUCGUCCCUGUCGAUCAUGGAACAAGGCAUCCGCGAAUUCGACACUCUACGGUUGAAAUUCAAGUUCUACUCGUUCUACGAUCUGAAUCCGAAAACGGACGCCGUCAGGAUCAACAUGAUUUACGAGCAGGCCAAGUGGCAGCUGCUCGCCGAGGAGAUUGACUGCACCGAGGAGGAGAUGCUCAUGUUUGCCGCUCUUCAGGUGCAGGUGAAUCUUCAGGCCAGCGUGCCGCAGCCGAGUUACGACAGCAACGGCGCCUCUUCUCCCGUCGAGGAUGACAUUGACGCAGCCUUGACGGACCUCCAGGUGACCCUGGAGGGUAGCAACAUCAGUAACGGACCCAGCGACAUCACUCAGGUGCCGGAGCUAUGCGACUACCUGCGCUUCUUGAAGCCCAAACGCUUCACUCUGAAGGCCUUCAAACGCUACUGGGUCACGUGCAGGGACCUUCAACUCAGGUUGUACAAGAGCCGGGAGGAAACCAACAGCGAGUCACCUGCCCACGUGAUCAAUCUGCGUGGUUGCGAGGUCACGCCCGAUGUCCAUCUGUCGCAAGGCCGCUACGGGAUCAGGCUGGAGGUGCCCAGUGCUGAGGGCAUGACCGAGAUGUGGAUCAGAUGCGACAACGAACAACAAUACGCGAAAUGGAUGGCGGCCUGCAGACUAGCGGCCAAAGGACGUUCACUCGCGGACGCGUCUUACGAGAGCGAAGUAAACAGCAUCACGGCUUUCCUGCAAUUGCAGAGGCCCGCUCCUGCGCCUGCGAUCAAUCCGAACUCCUUAGACAUCGUUCCGGACGAUUAUGUUGCCCCUAGAUUCGUGAAGAAGUUCAAAGGAAAAUUGGUUCAGAGGAUCUUGGAGGCACACGCGAACGUCAAGGAUCUCCCGUUGAUCGAGGCUAAACUAAAUUACAUAAAGGCCUGGCAAUCCCUGCCCGAGUACGGUAUUUCGUUGUUCGUGGUCAGAUUCACUGGGAAGAGCAAGGACGAGUUAUUGGGUAUCGCUAACAAUAGGUUGAUGCGAAUGGAGCUUCACAGCGGUGAUCACUUAAAAACUUGGCGACUGAAUACGAUAAAGGCAUGGAACGUGAACUGGGAGAUGAAGCACAUGAUGGUACAAUUCGAGGACGAAAAUAUCGUCUUCGAGUGCCAGUCAGCUGACUGCAAGGUCGUCCACGAGUUCAUCGGGGGUUACAUAUUUUUGUUCAUGCGAUCGAAGGAAGCGAAUCAAACGUUGAACGAGGAGAUGUUCCACAAAUUGACCGGAGGAUGGGUUUAAAACGGCGAUGGUCAAAGCACCCAUAGGAGAGUUCACGGGUGCCUAUGUGUAGAAAGGGAAGGACUUCUGACAAUCAAACGAAUGCAUGCGCCCAAUCUCGAAUGCGCUUGUGGGCGCAGCUGCCUAAAAUCUCUUAAAAUAUGUAGAUGAAGCGUAUUUUGCCUUGAUCUGAAAGAAUAACGCGACACGUUGGCUGAUAUUUUGUAAAAAUACUUAAAUUUAUAGACGAUCUUAUGUUAUAUUGUAUUUUGUAAAUAGAAAAUUGUAUCGCCUGUGUACAACUGCCUGUCUCGCUCGUGAAGGGCGCGACUUUUUAUCUCGCGUUAGGAAAUAACCCGUUUUUAGCGAAUUUAUCGUUCUUUCGGCAUGCAAUCUUCUGGGAGUGAUUAAUCACAGCCUGUGAAGAUAAUAUGCGCGAAAUGAUACACGACUUGUAUAUGAAGUGUUUUCAUCCACGAAAGCCUCCAUAAUGGAAUACAAAUGUAAUUGUAUUUUGUAACGAUGAGAAACACGCACAACACAAUCGACCCGAACAGUAAACCGCGCCCUUUUGUACACGCGACGCCGUUGAUUAAGGUCACGAACGAAUAUUUUUACAGCAACGAGCACGUUUUUUGAGCCACCCUGUAGACUCAAACUUCUUUUUUUUCUAGAUCGCCAAGUCGAUCUCUCUCAGAAAAAUACGUGUAUUUUUAACAUCACCAGGUGCUACGCCGGGAGAGAUCGACCGGGGCGAAAUAUCGAAUCGUGUAAAUUAUUUGUUGUUUUAAUGUAAACUAUAUAUAUUAAAAAAUAUUUACUUGUAAUGUUA